This is a messenger RNA of Meleagris gallopavo (turkey), 659 nucleotides long. The record is from RefSeq and is a predicted model, not a curated record. Lineage: Eukaryota; Metazoa; Chordata; Aves; Galliformes; Phasianidae.
GAACGAUGUUCUUCUGUUUUACUAUAGAGCAGAGCCAGCUGAGCCACGUCGCGCCGUGCCAUGUUUCGCAAUGCCCUAGGAAAAACCUUUCGAUUUCUCGGGUAUGCUGUGCAGUAUGGCUGCGUAGCACACUGUGCCUUUGAGUACCUUGGAGGAAUUGUUGUGUGUUCUGGACCUUCAAUGGAACCAACAAUUCAAAAUUCUGAUAUUGUCUUUUCGGAGAACCUUAGCCGACACUUUUAUUCCAUUCGGAAAGGAGAUAUUGUAAUUGUGAAAAGCCCGACUGACCCCAAAUCAAAUAUCUGUAAAAGAGUAAUUGGCUUGGAAGGGGAUAAAGUCUGCACAAGCAACCCUUCAGAUUUCCUUAAGACUCACAGCUUUGUGCCUAAAGGACACGUCUGGUUAGAAGGUGAUAAUCUGAGGAACUCUACAGAUUCCAGGUGCUAUGGACCUGUUCCUUAUGGAUUGAUAAGAGGACGCAUUUGUUUUAAGAUAUGGCCUCUGAAUGACUUUGGAUUUCUACGUGCAAGCCCCAAUGGCCAUAGAUUUCUUGAUGACUGAAAGAAUUAAAUGACUGUUGCCAGCUUGCAUAAUAUUUUCUACUGAAAUCAAUGGAAUUAUUUUUGUUUAGAAUAAACACAAGUGUGACUUGACAAGGA